ACAUGCAAUGCAACAUCAAGAAGGCUGCUUUAUUGCUCUUUUUCUUUAGGAGAGAGCGAGAGAGUUAAUGCUGCACUCUUUCUUUCCUCCUCCUCCUUGCACUCUCUCUCUCUCUCUCUCUCUGCUGUGUGUGUUUUUUUCCUCCUUGCUGGACAGAGCAGCAGCAGCAGCAGCAGCAGCAGCGGAGGCAGCGGAGGCAGCGGCAGUGCACCAGCAGUGAUAGUGGGAGCUCUGGUCCUCUCUCUCCCAGAAGAUGCUCAACAACCUAACCGACUGCGAGGAGGGGGAUGGGGGCACCAACAGCCAGGGAGAUGGAAACCCCAAAGAGAGCAGCCCUUUUAUCAACAGCAGUAGCAGCAUUGACAUUGAGAAGAGCCAGCAGUAUGAUGGCAAGCACAUGGCCCUGUUUGAGGAGGAGAUGGACACGAGUCCCAUGGUGUCCUCUUUACUCAGCAGCCUUGCCAACUACUCCAACCUGACGCAGGGCAGCAAGGAGCAUGAGGAGGCUGAGAAUAAUGAAGAGGCCCGCAAGAAAGCAGUGCAGGCUCCUCGUAUGGGCACGGUGAUGGGUGUCUAUCUGCCGUGCAUGCAGAACAUCCUGGGGGUGAUUCUCUUCCUCAGGAUGACAUGGCUGGUGGGCAUCGGAGGCGUCCUGGGCACCUUCCUCUUCGUCUUCAUGUGCUGCUCAACGACUAUGCUGACUGCCAUUUCAAUGAGUGCAAUUGCUACAAAUGGAGUAGUGCCAGCUGGUGGUUCAUACUAUAUGAUCUCCCGCUCACUGGGGCCGGAGUUUGGCGGAGCAGUGGGCAUCUGUUUCUACCUGGGAACCACUUUCGCUGGAGCCAUGUAUAUUCUAGGCUGCAUUGAGAUUCUCCUGAUCUACAUUGCUCCACAAGCGGCUAUAUUUCAGAUCGAAGGUCUGGAUGGACCUGAAGCCGAAGCUGCAAUGCUCAAUAACAUGCGUGUGUAUGGCAGCAUCGUUCUCUCCUUCAUGUCUGUGGUGGUGUUUGUCGGCGUGAAGUAUGUCAACAAGCUGGCGCUGGUUUUCCUCGCCUGCGUCAUCCUCUCCAUUCUGGCUGUUUAUGCUGGUGUCAUCAAAAGCGCCUUCGACCCGCCAGACUUCCCGAUAUGUGUGCUUGGUAAUCGGACUCUGGUGUCUAAGGGCUUUGAUAUCUGUGCAAAAACCAUCGAGACGGGCAAUGGCACAGUUACCACCAAACUCUGGAAACUGUUCUGUGACUCUGAGUUCCUCAACGCCACCUGUGACGAAUAUUUCACCAACAACAAUGUUUCUCAGGUGCAGGGCAUUCCCGGCAUCACCAGCGGCAUCCUGGCAGAGAAUCUCUUCGGCACGUUCAUGCAGAAGAAUGACAUCUUAGAGAAGCGAGGUAUUCCUGCCGUGGUUGACCCCGACACCCCAAUAACCAACACUAACCGCUACGUGUUAGCCGACAUCACCAGCUUCUUCACCCUGCUGGUGGGCAUCUAUUUCCCCUCUGUCACAGGUAUCAUGGCUGGCUCCAACCGCUCUGGUGACCUGAGGGACGCUCAGAAGUCCAUCCCCAUUGGCACCAUCCUGGCUAUCUCCACCACCUCCACCAUAUACAUGUCCUGUGUGGUUCUGUUUGGGGCCUGUGUAGAGGGAGUAGUGCUGAGAGACAAGUUUGGUGAGGGUGUCAGUGGGAACCUGGUCAUUGGUACACUGGCUUGGCCCUCCCCUUGGGUCAUCGUGUUUGGUUCAUUCUUCUCCACCUGCGGGGCGGGGCUUCAGAGUUUGACAGGAGCACCUCGUCUCUUACAGGCCAUCGCACGAGACGGGAUUAUCCCCUUCCUCAGGGUGUUCGGUCACGGGAAGGCUAAUGGUGAGCCCACAUGGGCUCUACUUCUGACAGCCACCAUAUGUGAGAUUGGUAUCCUUAUUGCCUCUCUGGAUGCUGUCGCACCCAUCCUCUCUAUGUUUUUCUUGAUGUGCUACAUGUUCGUGAACCUGGCCUGUGCUCUACAGACGCUCCUCAGAACGCCAAACUGGAGGCCACGCUUCAAAUUCUACCACUGGACUCUGUCCUUUCUGGGUAUGAGCUUGUGUCUCUCCCUGAUGUUCAUCUGCUCUUGGUACUAUGCCAUCGUGGCCAUGGGCAUUGCAGGCUGCAUCUACAAAUACAUCGAGUUCUGUGGGGCGGAGAAAGAGUGGGGCGAUGGGAUACGCGGCAUCUCUCUCAGCGCUGCCCGUUACGCUCUGAUGAGGCUGGAAGAAGGACCGCCUCACACCAAAAAUUGGAGGCCUCAGAUCAUGGUGCUGGUUGGUUUAGAUGGCGAGCAGAAUGUGGAACAGCCACGCCUCCUCUCACUGACCAAUCAGCUGAAGGCAGGCAAAGGCUUGACCAUCGUGGGUGCUUGUGUUGAGGGCACAUACCUUAACAACCACACACAAGCACAGAAAGUUGAACAGUCCCUGAGGAAGCUGAUGGAGACAGAGAGGGUGAAGGGCUUCAGUCAGGUGGUGAUCUCAUCCAACCUGCGUGAUGCCACCUCUCAUCUGAUCCAAGCCGGAGGACUCGGUGGCUUACGCCACAACACUGUGGUCAUCAGCUUCCCGAAGAACUGGAAGCAGCACGAGGACAACCGGCAGCUAAGGAAUUUCAUUGAGGUUGUGAGGGAGACCACAGCGGCUCACUUGGCUCUUCUGGUGCCAAAGAACAUCGCUGCGUAUCCGUCCAAUGGCGAGCGCUUCACUGAGGGCCACAUCGACGUCUGGUGGAUUGUCCAUGAUGGAGGAAUGCUUAUGCUCCUGCCGUUCUUGCUGCGCCAGCACAAGGUUUGGAGGAAGUGCAAAAUGCGCAUCUUUACCGUGGCUCAGAUGGAUGACAACAGCAUUCAGAUGAAGAAGGACCUGAUGACCUUCCUCUAUCACCUGCGACUCGAUGCUGAGGUGGAGGUGGUGGAGAUGCAUGACAGUGAUAUCUCAGCUUACACCUAUGAGAAGACUCUGGUAAUGGAACAGAGGUCACAGAUCCUUAAAGAGAUGCACCUUACCAAGAACGAGUGGGAGAGAGAGAUUCAGAGCAUCACAGACGUGUCCCGUGGCUCCAUCCGCAGGAAGAACCCAUCUAACCCACAUCCACAGAAGAACAUCAGUGAGGAGCCUGCAGGGGGCAGUACUGAGGAGAAACCAGAGGAAGAGGUACAGCUCAUCCAAGGUAAGAAUGCCACGCCCACCCCGACAAGCCCCAUCUCCCUGACUCCUGCGGACAAAGGGGCCAUGAGCCCCAGUGAGGAGGUGCAAAUGACCUGGAGCGAUGACUUAGACAAGUCCAAGAAUCCAUCCGUGGCCAAUCCGGAGACUACUAAAGACAUGUUUAACAUUAAACCGGAAUGGGAAAACCUGAACCAGUUCAAUGUGAGGCGCAUGCACCAUGCGCAAAAGCUUAAUGAAGUGAUUGUGAAAAAGUCACAAGACGCAAAGCUAGUCCUGCUAAACAUGCCUGGGCCUCCCAGAAACCGCACAGGAGAAGAGAACUACAUGGAGUUCCUUGAGGUCCUGACUGAGGGUCUCAAUCGAGUCCUCCUUGUGCGUGGCGGUGGACGUGAGGUCAUCACCAUCUACUCUUAAUGGACAAACACAUCCUCCUUCUGAAGUCUCUCUCAUGCCAUGUUGCUCAUUCAUAGACUGAACAUCCUAGCAUUCCCAGACUCUGCCAUGAGCAGUAGAGCCCCAGCACAUAUCAGACUACUUUGCACUACAUAAUCAGAGACCUCCUUAUUACACCAGCUUAACCAUCACUCUAGCUCGGCAUUAUUCUCUCUAUUCAUUACGUUUUCUCUCAUCUUAAUUUAACGAACUGCAAACUCCCAACCAUUUGUACUGGUUUUCGAAAGUGCAAGCAUUGCACAGAUAGGUAGUUGACUCUCAGAAGACUGAUAUCCCAAAGGUAGACUCAGCCAAACACCCUGAUUUUACUGAUACUGUAAAGCUGAGGAAAAACAGGUUUAAUUAUCAGUUUAUGAAAAUGUCUUCCAGUGUAUCGUCGUAUGGCCAGAGAAGCACUUUGAAUCAAAACCACAGAAUGUGUGUAUGUGUGUGUUUCCUCGGCUUGACUGCUUGGAGAGCCAAACCUUGUAGCUGUCCAUGUGUCCACGCCAUGGACAUAUCUGAAUAUAGAAAAGUGAUGGUGGUGAGAUGCGUAUGUGUGUGUAAGGAGUAGUUGCUUAUAAUAUAUUGAAGCAUAAAAAAAAAAAAAUAAAAAAAAACAAGACGGUGAGCUUCUUGGAAACUUGAUAAGACCACGAAGGCAGUUUUAUAUUUUGCGAUAUAUAUGAGGUAAUAUAUAUGAGAUAAUAUGUGAAUGAUACCGAUACGCAUCAGCAUAUCGCACAGAGAUAUGUACAUAUUGUAGUAUAGAUAUAUUAUAAAUAUUAUUGGUAAAAAAGAAAGUACUAUGUGAAAGCUUUAUCAAUGAAAAUUAUAUACAGCAUACAGCGUUUAAAAAAAGCAGAAAAUAUUCUAAAGAAAUAUAAAAUGUUAAACUCUAUGUAUAUUGUGAAUAUUUAUCUACACAAAAGAUUAUGACAUCAUCAGCAAUUUUGAAUGACUACCAUGAUGAUCACCAGCUUCUGCCAAACACUGAAAUGUGCAAUGUGUGCCAUAUGGACAAAAAAAACACCAUAAAUAGGACCUUUCUCUUUAAACAUAAAUAGGUGAAGAAGGAACACUGAUUAUAUUCCUAUAAUAAGCUAACGAGGCACUUUCCCUGGCCUUCAUUCAUUUUAUAUUGUUUAAAUAAUGCACCAAACAUAUUCUCACAAAACCUAAUCACACUGUACAGUGACACUCUCUAUUUUUCAAAGCGUUGUGUUACAUUAGUCAAAUAUCCUAUAUGUAAGAGCAACUCACAGAUAUUCAAGAGCAUUAUUCUAUGUUUACUUAGAGUAGAAGUAGAUUAUAUGAAAUAUAUAUCCAUAUAUCCUCUUAUUUUUUUGUAAAAUUACAAAGGAGAAAAUGUUUACUGAGUAGACUAGUGAAAAAAAAACAUAAUUCUGCUGUCUUGUGUAAUUGUGAAGGUGAAGGAGAAACUAGAAUCCGAUUGCACUGAGGACUCUACUUUUUUCACACAUGUAUAUAUAUUAAUCACACCAACCGCAGGCUACGGAAAUGCUGGAAGCUGGUUAACAUUAAGAGCACUGCCCUAACUGUGCUUUUUCACGUAAGCUCACUUUUGCCUAGUGUAUGUAUUGGAGAAAUUUAUUAACAGUAUAAGUUAACGUAUGAGUAGAUCUAGUAGAGCCCUUACUGAAAAAUCACACAUUUCACAGGUGAUCAUAAGGGUUUUUUCACAUGUGAUUAUGUGAGUAAUGUGUGAUCAUGUUUUCAUCAUUUCACUCUGAAAUUUACUUGAAUUCAAGUAAACCCAUGUGACAACACGUAAAUAAUAAUAUGAUUUUACCUGUGAAAAUAAAACCACAUUCUCUACAUGUGAAAAAUUAAUAUGAAUGAGUCAUGUGAGAAAAUCACAUGAAAAUAAAUUGAUCAUGUGUUUAAAAAAAUACAUGUGAAAAUAAAUAAAUUGUGUAAAAGAAAAUCACAUGAAAUAAAUGAACCUUGUGAAAAAAAAUCAUAUGUGAAAAUAAAUGAAUUGUGAAAAAAUUCACCUGUGAAAAUAACCAAAUUUUUUUGGCAAUAUUGAGAAAAAAAACCACAUAUGAAAAUAACCUUCCUGUGAAAAAUUAAUCAUGAUAAAAACACAUGCAGAACAGAUCAUACGUGAAAAUAUAUUAAUCCUGUGAAAAAAAUUUGAUGUGAAAAUACAUGAUUUAUGAAAAAAGAUGAAAAUGAUUCAUUCAUGAAAAAUAAUGUGUGAAAAUAAAUGAAUCACGAAAAUAAUCAAUUGUGAAAAUAAUUUAAUCAUGAAAAAAAUCACAUGUGCAAAAAAAAAAAAUCAUAUGAAAACAAUUUAACUCUUGUGGGGGGGAAAUCAAAUGUGAAAAAAUUAAAUGUGUGGGUGAAAAAAAUCAUAUGAAAUUAAGAGAAUUGCGAAAAAAAUCUAAAGUGAACAUCGAUCAACCAUGUGAGGAAAUCAAAUGUGAAAAAUGAAUCAUAAAAAAAUCAUAUGUGAAAAAAUUUAGCAUGAAAAGCUUACAUGUAAAAUAGAAUCACCAUGUGAAAAAAAACUCGCGUGAAAAUAAAUUAAUCUUUUUGGAAAAAACUGCAUGUGAAAAUAGAAAACAAUUUGUAAAAUGUGUAAAAUGUGUGAAACAUAAUGUGAAAUUCUUGUGACUUUUCUGUAAGGGUGGGAAAUCUCUCCGUGGUGGUUUUACAGGGUUUCUGGCACUUUGGUCACAUUAACUUACAGGCGAUUUCUUUGUGAAACAGCACUAACAGUACACUAACAGACUACCUAUCAUAAGAGUACAGUGUACAGUUAGAAUAAUAGGAGAAACUUGGACACCAUUUCAGAUGUAACUUUCUAAAGGAAUUUUUAUCACCUUCCCUGAAGAUUUCUUUAGUAUGUUUGCUUGAUUUAUUUAUUUUUCCUAUUUAUUUAAACUAUAUUUAAACUAUCUAAGCUAAUUUAAGCUAUCUAAUAGCAACGACCUGAUUUACAUAGCUAGACUGAGGAGUUAAGUACUGUUGCGUCGUAGCUUGCCAAUUCUUACCUAAAACUUCAACAUUUUGUAAAUUCGCACUCUUGAAUUGGUGCAUUGUGCAUGGUGGGGUUUUUUUCCCUUUUUUUUUACGUGGUUUCUUACAUAGUAAUAAAACACACUUUAUUUCAGGUCUAAAACCAAAUCACCACUUAUAAAGUAAAAUAAUAAAAAUUUUGGUAACACUUUCUAUCAAGCCCGUAUUCGUAAAUCUUUACAACGGCUUCUUUGUAUGUUGAUAAUGAUUCUCGUAAUACUUUAAUAAUCCCUCAUAAAGGCCUAAUAAUGUGCUAUAAAUAAUUCCUUGAUAAUCAUGCUGUAAUGCAAGUGUCACUAUUUGUUAUAAUGCAAUGUGUUGUAGUGCACAACCUUUAUAACUAAUAAUAACAUGAAUACUUAUAAAACAACUACAAUAUUUAUUAAUCUUACACACUUUAUAAAGUUAUAAAGUUUUAAAAUACUAAUUCUAGGUAAGUUGUAAAACACUAUUAACCAUACUUUUCUAAUGUAAUUUGGAAAGUGUUACCAAAUUUGGGUAUGGAAUAUUUGGAAAUAAUUUCAAUUCACAGUGAUGUUAAGGGCUCUCCAAUAUCAUUUCAUGCUUAGAAAUUGCAUCUGUUAUUUACUAGGACUGUACUUACAGGGCUAGACAGAGGUUAAGAGUAGUUCUGGACUAACACUGAAAAAAAAAACAUGUAGAUGUAAUUUAGUCCAACACUAGGGUUAAUCUGUGUCUGAUUUUUAACCUGUUGUUGAAAAUCUUUUAUUUAACGAAAUGCUUCGUUCUGUAACAACAAAGUAGAACAAAUGUUAGCACUGUGAUGUGACAGUCAAAUAUUAUUUCAGAUCUCUUUUGGUGCAUGUUAGAGAUGGUUUCAUUGUCCUGUUAGCUUUUUAUAUUACCGUUUUUUUUUUCCCCCACUAUUUUCCCCCAUGCUUGUCUUGUGCUGUGAAGAUGCCUUUAGGGAACAGAGCGUUCUAAAUAUAUACAGAAACUUACAGCUUGAAUCUCAGCUCAUGCUAAUUAUGCAACGUUGACUUGUAGCCUUCUUGUGACAAGAGCGUGAUGUUUUCUACUGGUAGUCCAGCAAGGUCAAUAAAGAGACCGUUUAAUUAGAGUUACUUUAAUUAAACUGCAGGUUUUUUCUGAAGGUGCUAUAAACUUAUGCAUGAUUGUUGUGGAAAAUGUGAGAAUAUCAUUUAAAACAGCAAAUUUAUAGGGAGUAGGCUAGAGAUAGUCAUUGGCAGAGGAAGAUGUAGCCUCACAAAUGUACAGUGUAGAAAAGUGGUGUGUGGCUCAGGAGUCACAAAUACUUACAAAUGCAAUAAUGAGUAUAAUAAAGACCCAUGGCUUCCUCUUAGAGGAUAGAUUUUUCAGCAAGAUCUGAUUUGGAUCAUCAAUUUGGAGUCACUGUAACUUUAUUUGUGUGGGUUAGAACCUUAACACUAGACUCUGCAGUUCUCUACAUCAAUUUAAUCUGUUAGAAAUGGUCCACUGCCCCUAAAAAUGCAUUUUAUUAAAAAUCUUAUAUUAUCUCUUGUUCUAAUUAGGAAAAUUAUUACUAAGUUUUUUGAAUGGUCAUGAACCACUGUGCUCAAAUUUUGGAUUAAUAAUUAAUUUGUUAUUUAAUUUACAAAAAAAAAACACAACUUUAAUUAUCUGUUUGAACCUUGGGUUGGUGUUUACAGCAGAAUUCUACCAGGCCCUGUUUAAUCCGCAGCUUACUAAGUGUAAUCUAGCUUUUAGUUUCAUACACACACACACACACACACACACACACACUAUGAAUUCUUAAAAAAAAAAAGACCUCACCCAGCAAAAAAAAAGGCAGAAAGAGAGUUUGCAUUUCUAUACAACUGGCAUUUGUGUUCUAUUCUUAGAAGAGUAGUGAUACGUUUUGUAUAGUAGUCCAAUGCAGACAUGAUUUAGGUUCGAUGUUAUAAGUGUUUUAUGUUCUGUGUUACAAUUCUCUAUCCUUUGAGUGAGGACUCACUAAUUGUGUGUGAGUGCAUAUGUGAGAAAAAAGGAUAAAGACAGAAAGGGCAUGAAAAGGUGUGUGUGUGUGUGUGUGUGUGUGUUUGAGUUGUCCUUCUAUAAUAAAUAAGAAAAGCUAGGCAGUGGUGUUUAAUUUUUGUAAAUAAACCUAUUAUAGAGUUAUAUCCUAGUGUAGCUGUUUUAUUUCCAUGUCCAUGCAAGUCUAAUAUUUUAAAGAAAAUACAGAAAAGUAUUCUCUGUUGUGUUCGAUGAUAAUAUAUUUUAAAAGAAAUAUCUGAGAAAUAUUUUACCUUGUCAAAUGCUUCUCUAUUAUAUGGCUGAUGGUUUCUCUGGACCAUUUUAUAGAGUUGUCUGCACAAAUGCAAUAAAUUGUCGUUUUAUUACACA
Pangasianodon hypophthalmus (striped catfish) is the source of this 9022-nucleotide messenger RNA. It is a transcript of the gene slc12a5b, whose product is annotated as solute carrier family 12 member 5b. The transcript is spliced from 26 exons. Gene Ontology annotation, molecular function: ammonium channel activity; potassium:chloride symporter activity. The coding region runs from base 254 to 3610 and encodes 1118 amino acids. Gene Ontology annotation, cellular component: plasma membrane. Gene Ontology annotation, biological process: chloride transmembrane transport; chemical synaptic transmission; cell volume homeostasis. The record is from RefSeq and is a predicted model, not a curated record. Lineage: Eukaryota; Metazoa; Chordata; Actinopteri; Siluriformes; Pangasiidae.